This is a messenger RNA of Cherax quadricarinatus, 2079 nucleotides long. Lineage: Eukaryota; Metazoa; Arthropoda; Malacostraca; Decapoda; Parastacidae. The record is from RefSeq and is a predicted model, not a curated record.
AACUGGCGUCUUGCACUCAACGUGCUCUAGCACUCUGGGUAAACUGGCGUCCUAAAUUCAAUUUGCCCUAGCACUCUGGGUAAACUGGCGUCCUACACUCAACUUGCUCCAACACUCUGGGUAAACUUGCGUCCUACACUCAACACGCACCAGUACUCUAGCUAUGGCAGCAGUUAAAGAGCAGUUGCUGGUACUGAUGGUGUCAGCAGUGUUGGCCAGUGUCGUCACUACAGUGUCAUCACCACCACACAUCAUACUUAUUGUUGCUGACGAUCUUGGCUGGAACGACGUGUCGUGGCAUAACCCUCUCGUGCAGACUCCGCACCUGGAAGCUCUGGCGAGAUCUGGGGUUCUGCUGGAGCAGUCCUACGUUCUACCCUUGUGUACCCCGACCCGUUCUGCUCUACUCUCAGGCCGUUAUCCCUUCACCAUCGGCAGGCAGCAUCUGGUAAUCUGGCCACUGUCGCCUUCAGGGCUGGACCCGGAUCUCACCAUACUGCCACAGACUCUGAAGUCGGCCGGUUACUCCACACACAUCGUCGGCAAGUGGCAUCUUGGUUUCUGCUCGUGGCAGUACACUCCGACCCUGCGAGGCUUCGACACCUUCUAUGGUUACUACCAAGGUGCCGAAUACUACUACAGCCAUAUUGUUCCACCACAUCUUUACGAGGAUUUAAUGUGCAAUGAUAAGAAAAUGAGCUACGGCUACGACUUCAGGAGAAACACAGAUGUAGAAGUGACAGACAACUCCACCUACUCCCCGUUCCUCUUCUCUUCAUACGUUGAACAACUACUGUCGUCCAGGAAUCCUGAGGAUCCCAUGUUCCUGUACCUACCCUUCCAGAGUGUCCACUUUCCUCUUGAGGUCCCUGAGGAAUAUACCGAACCAUACAGCUUCGUUAAGGAUGAAAACCGCACAAUUGUACUGGGAAUGAUCAGCGCCAUGGACGAGGCUGUGGGACGGGUGGUGGACGCUCUCAAGACCACUGGUCACUAUGACAACUCUGUCAUCGUCUUCACAACAGACAAUGGCGGCCCAACUACCUGGGCAGGCAACAACUGGCCUCUGAGGGGUAACAAGAGCUCGUUGUUUGAGGGAGGAACCAGAGGCGUUGCCUUCGUUCAUUCUCCACUACUUCCCAACCCUGGAACAGUCUCUCACCAAUUGAUCCACGUGACGGACUGGUACCAGACCCUGGCGGGCCUAGCAGGGGCCGAGGCUCCUGCGAACACGGACGGUGUGGACCAGUGGCCCACCAUCACUGGGUCUGUCCCAUCACCAAGGACCGACAUGAUCUACAACAUCGAUAAUACAACCAAAUUCUCCGCCGCGGUGAGGAUGGGAGAGUUCAAAUUGUUGGUGGGUGACCCAGGUUGGGGAGAAUGGACGCCGCCCCCGGAGAACGACACCAACAUUAUUGUACAGGAGUCUAACCAUAUCAACUCUAACACACAUAAGAUGCUGGAUGAUGGGCAGGAGAGGAUUCAACACCUGCUGCACCUCCUAAACGCCAACGACACUCAGCUCAGACUCUACGACCUCACAGAGGACCCUGAAGAACGUGUCAACCUGGCGGAGAUAAUGGAGGAACUGGUCAUUGAUAUGUUAGAGUUUCUAGAGCAGCAGAUGUCUCGUUAUGUUCCCGCUGACUACCAGCCUUGUGACCCCGCCGGUGACCCCAUCAACUUUGACAACGUCUGGACCCCAGGAUGGUGUUAACCAAUGCUGUUAACCAAUACUGUUAACCAAUACUGUUAACCUGAUGACAGCCACAAGAUAAGCCUACACUAUAAUGUUUCGCUCCAGCAGAGCUUUUAUAAAGUUACCUUCAAGUUAACUUGACAAAAUUUCCCUGGAGUGAAACGCUGAUAUAAUAAUGACUUAAACUGUUUCAUGAAUAUUUGUCAUGUACUUGGCGACUCAUUGUGUCUUUUACCAUCACCAUCAUGGGAUGGCGUUAACCUCCAUAAUGUGUCAACACAGCACCGCAUCCCAUGACUGAUGAAGCCAUCAUGGUUGUUAAUAAAGGUUAUAAAGAUAUAACCUGGGAUAACACAAUAAAUUAAACACUAUCUUCA